Molecule: messenger RNA, 2310 nt
Organism: Dendrobium catenatum
Lineage: Eukaryota; Viridiplantae; Streptophyta; Magnoliopsida; Asparagales; Orchidaceae
Exons: 2
Coding region: 1-2310 (769 amino acids)
Source: RefSeq, a predicted model, not a curated record
AUGAAUCAUCAUGAUGAAAAUGAUAAUGGCAAUCAUUUUAGUAUCAUUCAACAUUUCAAAAAACUGUAUAAUUCUGCCCCUCCGGUAUUAAAUGAUACAAGGCUUAUUCCUAGAGGGAAAGUGGUACCUGAAAAUGCCAUUCCUUCAUUAGUUAGACCCGUUACCAAUGAAGAAAUUUAUCUGGCUGCUCCAAAUCGACACCUGGACCUGAUGUGCUAUUUGCCUAAUUGUGCCAAAGCUACUGUUAUAGCUCUUGUUCCUAAGAAAUCUCAUGUUGAAAAUAUUCAUGACUUCCGGCCUAUAUGUUUAUGCAACGUUUUUCACAAAAUUAUUGCUAAUAUUUUAGCAUGCCGUAUGAAAAUUAUUAUGCCUGGUAUCAUUGAGAAAAAUCAAUUUGCUUUUAUAUCUGAUAGGAUUGCUAUUGAUAAUCCGAUCCUGGCUAGGGAAAUUAUAAAUCUUUUCAAAAAGAAGAAUAAGAUGAAUCUCUUUUGUGCUAAAUAUGAUAUCAAGAAAGCCUUUGAUACUGUUUCAAGGAACUUUCUUUUUGCUCGUAUGGCUGAUAAGGGUUUUCCUAGUAUUUUCAUCAACUGGGUAAAAGCAUGUAUUAAUGAUAUUCAUUUUUCUAUUUGUCUGGACAGAUCUUUGGAUGUUUUUUUUUCAUCUUCCACGGGACUCAGACAGGGUUGUCCACUAAGUCCAUUUCUGUUUUGUAUAAUUAUGGAUGCUCUAUCUUGUCUCCUUGAGUAUAAUUCUGAGUCCAGUGGUUUUGAAGGCUUUAAUCUGAAUAAUUUUCAGCUAACUCACCUUGCUUAUGCUGAUGAUUUAUUGGUUUUUGGAAAGGCAGAUUCUAACAAUUGUGAGAAGCUUAAGAGGGUCAUUAAUUUGUUCUCUAUGCUCACGGGACUUCAUAUGAACCUGCAUAAGAGUUCUCUCAUUAUUUCCCCUAGUGUUUCUUGUCCUAAUGACAUUUCUAAUAUGCUUCAAAUUCAAAAUGUUUCUGAUAGGUUUAAUUACUUGGGUAUUCCUAUUACUUUGGGUCGGACUAAGGUGUCUGACUUUGCCCCUUUGAUAGAGAAAAUCAUCUCUUUACUGGCCGGUUGGAAGGCGAAGAUGCUUUCCUUUGCUGGGAUAAUGCAAUAUAUUAAAUACACUAUCACUAACACUGUGGCUUAUUGGAUUAGGAGCAUGACUUUGCCUAAAGUUAUUUACAAACAUAUUAGUAAGUCAUGCUCUAAUUUUCUUUAUCAUGGGGAGACUGAUGGCAGGAAACUACAUUUGAUUUCUUGGAAUAAUACGUGUAAACCGUAUUCGUAUGGUGGACUUGGUAUUGCUUCUUUACAAGCUUUAAAUUUUGCUUUUAAUUGCGGUAUUAUUAUGAGAUGCUAUAACACUAAUUCUCCUCUUGUUAAGUGGUGUCUUGCUAGAUAUAGCAGUCCUUGGAAACCUGCCACGAACACUGCAACUGCUUUCUGGAAAAAUAUUUGUAAUACGGCUGAAAUUGCAAGGGAGAAAUUCAUUUUUUCCAUUGGUAAUAACAGCCCAAUUUCUAUUUUAUGGGAUCAUUGGUGUUUAGGGGAAACAAUCCUUGAUAAAUUUCAUAAUUUUCCCUCUAACAUUGCGAAGAAUUCACAGUUAGCUAAUUGGAUUCAGCAAGAUGCUUGGAACAUCCCGGUCUUUGAGAACCCUUCCAUAAGGGAUUUUAUUCUGAAUAUUCCAAUUGUUCCUGAUAAUAAGUAUCAUAUUAGUUGGGACAGCAAUGGGAAUGCCAAAUUUAGGGACUUCUAUUUAUAUUAUUUUUCUAAUGAGGAACAAGUUGAUUGGCAUCAUAUGGUUUGGCAUAAGAAGCAUGCUUGGAGAUUUUCUGUUUACUCUUGGAUGGCUCUUAAAGGAGGGUUAAAAACAUGUGAUGUGUUAGCUUCGAGAAACAUUCACUUUUUAGAUAAAACAUGUUCUCUUUGUCACAAUAGUUUGGAGACCACUUCACAUAUUAUGUUCGAAUGUGAUUACUCUUUUAAAGUGCUCCAAAAUCUCAUACCUUCAUUUCAAACUUUUUAUUUCAGACCAACGAUUUUUUUAGCCUUUCAACAUAUUGAUAAUUUGGAUAAGCCCAAGAGCAUUAAAAAUGGCAUCCUCCUCAUUUUAAAUGCUGCUAUCUACUUCAUAUGGAUUGAAAGGAACAAUAGAAAGUUUAAGUCUAUUGCUUUAUGUUCUAAUUCUCUGACCAAGAAGAUCUCGAAAGCUGUUAUUAUCAAACUUCUGGGUUGGAAGAAUGGCAUUGAGAUAAAAGAAGUGUUGAAUCUGGUUUACUGA